Prinia subflava (tawny-flanked prinia) is the source of this 7121-nucleotide messenger RNA. It is a transcript of the gene EBF2, whose product is annotated as EBF transcription factor 2. Gene Ontology annotation, biological process: regulation of transcription by RNA polymerase II. The record is from RefSeq and is a predicted model, not a curated record. Gene Ontology annotation, molecular function: DNA-binding transcription factor activity, RNA polymerase II-specific; RNA polymerase II cis-regulatory region sequence-specific DNA binding. Bases 417 to 2144 code for a protein of 575 amino acids. The transcript is spliced from 16 exons. NCBI's taxonomy places the organism in Eukaryota, Metazoa, Chordata, Aves, Passeriformes, Cisticolidae.
UCCCCGCGCCCGCUCCGCUCUUCUCCUCCCCUCCCCUCUUCCCUUCCUUCCUUCCUUCUUCCUGGACUAGGCAGCGAUCAGCCCUCCUCGGUGUCCGCUUGAGGAACAGGUGAUCCCCGCUGGCGGCGGUUCCCGGACGCGGCUCGCUUCGCCUGCGUGUGGAGGAUGAUGAUACCCGGCGAGGCUGAGGCAGCGUGACUUUUACUCGGCCGGAGGAAAAACUUUCUGCCCUCCCGUUUGAAGGCGUUAAGAACACGUUGAAAAGCAGAAGAAGUUGGUUUUAAAGCUGAACUUCACUUUCCUGGGAUUUGCGUGUCAGAUUCAAAGGCUGCGUCGUUUUAUUUUUAUUCUUUUUUUUCCCCCAUCUCUCUUAUCUCCCAAAAGGAAACUGUUGCUAGUCGGAAUAGACUUUUUAAAUGUUUGGAAUUCAAGAUACUUUAGGAAGAGGACCAAUUCUGAAAGAUAAAUCUCUAGGUUCUGAGAUGGAUUCCGUCAGGUCCUGGGUCAGGAACGUUGGGGUUGUGGAUGCAAACGUAGCAGCACAAAGCGGAGUAGCUUUGUCCAGAGCCCACUUUGAAAAGCAGCCACCCUCCAACUUGAGGAAAUCCAAUUUCUUUCACUUUGUUCUGGCUCUCUACGACAGACAGGGGCAGCCCGUGGAAAUAGAGAGGACAGCUUUUGUGGACUUUGUAGAAAAUGAUAAAGAGCAAGGCAACGAGAAGACCAACAACGGCACCCACUACAAACUGCAGCUCCUCUACAGCAACGGUGUCAGGACGGAGCAGGAUCUCUAUGUGAGGCUCAUUGAUUCUGUCACCAAGCAGCCCAUCACUUACGAGGGGCAGAACAAGAACCCCGAGAUGUGCAGGGUGCUGCUCACCCACGAGGUCAUGUGCAGUCGGUGCUGUGAGAAGAAAAGUUGUGGCAACAGGAACGAGACCCCGUCCGACCCCGUGAUCAUCGACAGAUUCUUCCUAAAAUUUUUUCUCAAGUGCAAUCAGAACUGCUUGAAAACAGCAGGAAACCCACGAGACAUGAGACGGUUCCAGGUGGUGCUAUCGACAACAGUGAACGUGGACGGGCACGUGCUGGCAGUGUCUGACAACAUGUUUGUGCACAACAACUCCAAGCACGGGAGGAGAGCGAGGAGACUCGACCCCUCGGAAGCCACGCCCUGCAUCAAAGCCAUCAGCCCCAGCGAGGGGUGGACCACGGGCGGAGCCAUGGUGAUCAUCAUCGGGGACAACUUCUUCGACGGGCUGCAGGUGGUGUUUGGGACCAUGCUGGUGUGGAGUGAGCUGAUCACGCCUCACGCCAUCCGCGUGCAGACGCCUCCCCGGCACAUUCCCGGCGUGGUGGAAGUGACAUUGUCCUACAAAUCCAAACAGUUCUGCAAGGGAGCGCCGGGCAGGUUCAUUUACACAGCUUUAAAUGAACCUACCAUAGAUUACGGCUUCCAGAGGCUGCAGAAGGUCAUCCCAAGACAUCCUGGGGACCCCGAACGAUUAGCUAAGGAAAUGCUGCUGAAAAGAGCUGCUGACCUUGUCGAGGCCCUGUACGGGACCCCCCACAACAACCAGGACCUGAUCCUGAAGCGCGCGGCCGACAUCGCCGAGGCGCUGUACAGCGUCCCCCGGAACCCCGCGCAGCUCCCGGCGCUGUCCAGCUCCCCUGCCCACGGCUCCAUGAUGGGCAUCAACUCCUACGGCAGCCAGCUGGGCGUCAGCAUCUCCGAGUCAGCACAGGGAAACAACCAGGGGUACAUCCGUAACACCAGCAGCAUCUCCCCUCGGGGGUACUCGUCCAGUUCCACCCCGCAGCAGUCCAACUACAGCACCUCCAGCAACAGCAUGAACGGCUACAGCAACGUGCCCAUGUCCAACCUGGGCGUGCCCGGCUCCCCGGGCUUCAUCAACGGCUCCCCAACAGGAUCCCCCUACGGAUUGAUGUCCUCCAGUCCCACAGUGGGCUCCUCCAGCACUUCUUCCAUCCUCCCGUUCUCCUCCUCGGUGUUCCCUGCUGUCAAACAGAAGAGUGCCUUCGCUCCUGUCAUCAGACCCCAAGGGUCCCCCUCUCCUGCCUGCUCCAGUGGCAACGGGAACGGGUUCAGAGCCAUGACUGGUCUUGUCGUCCCCCCGAUGUAAGGAAGGGGCAGCUCUGCUGCUCUCCCUCUUCCCUUUUCUCCUCCUUUUUUUUUUUUUUUCAUUUUUCUUUUACAGCACAAAACUACUUAUUGUGAUGGACCACUAAAAAAGAAAAAAAUAGCACUACAAGCUCCUUUGUUUGGGGGAAAGCCAGGCCCAGGAGAAAAAAAAAAAAAAAAAGGAACAUUUUUUAUGGAUUGGACGAGCUAAAAGUCUGCAUCAUUUUCCUGUUUCAUAUUUCUGACACCACCACAUCAACUCCUCAAACACUGGGAAUGAAGAAUCAGCGAGAGCCAGGAUGAAGAAGAGUUGGCAGGACGGAAUUAGAAAUGCAAAGUCUUUCCUGGAAGACACGAAAACCUUCCUGAGAUUUGUAAAAUAUUCCAAGGGGAAAAAAAAAGAAAAAAAAAAAAAAAAGAAAAAAAAAAAGAAAUUGGCAAAAUGAUUCAAGCUCGAUAUUUUGGAUACGAUUUGUUUUACUUUGUAGGGGUGAAAAAAAAAGUUGAAGUUUCUAUUUUCUAUGGAGCCUUUCAGAUAUCGAUUUAGUUUAUGCAGAAAAACAAUUCAACAAAACAGGGUACCAGCAUGAAAGAAUUUCUAGGACAAACUGACACGAGUGAUGGAACUUUGGUGUAUGUGUGUAUUUGCUUAUAGUUUAACCUCUUUAAAAAAAAUGUAAGAUGUUUUACAAUUAUUUAAAUAAAUAAACUUGUAACUUAUUGUAUGUAGAGGUAGAAAUUAAACCCUUUUUUGGAUUUUUUUUUUUCCCUCCAGUUGUACAACGAAGAAAGAUGAUGCAAAAAUGCAGUGAUAAGUUUGAGAUAUAUUAUUAUAUCUGCUGCAAUUGUUCCUCACAUUUCCCCCCCUCUUACUGAAUUCAUGUGCAAGGAUGUGCAGGAUUCUUUCUGAUUUAACAAAACCCUCAGAAACUUUUACCUACAUUGUGAUAAACAGGUCCUGUAGGGAUUUUUUUUCACCCUCCUCAUCUCACCCCCUCUCCAUUUUUUUUUUCUCCAAUUAAAAUAUUCAGGUACUAAAAUUAACUGCUAAGUCUCAAAGACCCAGCUGACGAGUGAGUGGCACUGAGGGAUUUGAGUGAAUCAGAUUUUUCACUGAGUUUAUUUUAGGGAUUCAAUGUGUGAAUUAGGAGGGGAGGGGUCCUCUGGGGUUUUCCAUGGGGUUAGAACACCUUAAAUUCAGUUAUGCUUCAUAUUAAGGGUGCAUUUAUAAAGGGUGAACGUGUAUUUGAGUGAUUUAUGCACUUUUAUCCCGAGUCAUUAAAAAUGGUAAGUAUUUGCCAGUUAUAAUUGAAGUUCAUAGAGCUAAUCAAUUGCUUUGAUUUUUUCUGCAUUUUAGCCUAAAAAAAAGAGUUUAGUUCUCCUUUGCAUCUCCUCUCCUGAAAUUAGAAGGUCUGACAAAAUAAAUCACGAAUUAUCCAACUAAACCAGUGAACACUCAAAAGAAUUUGGUUGUUGGAAAGCGAUUUUUAGUAGGGGGAAAAAAUAAAAAAUAAAAAAAAUAAAAAUAAAAAUCAGCUACUCUAAAGACCCCUCUAAACCCCACCCAAUUAAAGGCUGCGUGGACAGUUGUUCCUAUGGAAACACCUUGUGGUUAAUUAAUAAACCCUAAAUAAGGCCCCAGGAUCUGAGCUGAUCCAUUUGCUCAGCAGGAUGGGUAAGGAAAAUUGAGAUCUGGGCGAUCUUUAGGGAUGGUGGAAGUUGAUGUGAGACGGUGGAACUGGGACAGCUUUGAUGGCUGAGAGCUCGUUUGGAGCUAAUUGGAGCUAAUUGGUUUGAGGAAGAGCCAGAACUGCUCUCUGCAGCUCGGGGGUGGUGGGGGGCUGAGGGACCCUCAGGGACACGGUGACACUGCAGGAGAGCAGGGCCUGGAACCAGAAAAUCCUGGAAUGGUUCGGGCUGGAAGGGACCUCCACGCCCACCCAGUGCCACCGUGGGCAGGGACACGUCCCCCUGUGCCAGGGUGUCCCAAACCCCUCCAGCCUGGCCCGGGACACUGCCAGGGAUGGCACGAGGUCCUCCAAGCUCCUUUCCUGGUGCUGGGCACAGCUCAGCUCAUGGAUAAAUCCUUUCUCUGCACGUUAAGGACAUUAAGGGACAUCUCAGAGGGGCUGGAGGCACCAGCUGGGCACCCCUAAAGGGGGUCCCACUUGUUGGGAAGGGGUUUUUGUGUUCCUGGCUGUGCUGGGAGGUUUGGCAGGGUCUUCAUCUGGUGCCUUCUCAAUGCCAGAGAGUCCCAUUUCAAAAGGUGGAGGGGCUUAAAUCCCACUGAGUCCCAUUUUAAAAAUGUUGAGGGGCUUAAAUCCCACUGAGUCCCAUUUUAAAAAGUUGAGGGGUUUAAAUCCCAUUGAGCCCCAUUUUAAAAAGGUGGAGGGGUUUAAGUCCCACUGAGUCCCAUUUUGAAAAGAUAGAGGGGCUUAAAUGCCAGUGAGAUCCAUUUUUAAAAGGUGGAAAAGGUUUAAAGUCCCAUUUUAAAAAUGUGGAAAAGGUUUUUCUCUUCUAAAACUCGAGGCCCGACUUCUAUCAGCAAAAACGACAAUUUAAAGAGAGAUUUGGUGGGAAUAAUAUGGGUUUGAGGAAUGUGGCUACAAUUAAUAUUUCACUGUCAGGCUACUGAAACUGGGUUCCACAAAAAAAUGAAAUAAAAUGAUCCCUGUUAAUUAGGGCUGCAGGUUGAUUGUCCUUAGGGGUUCUCUGCGUGUCCCUCGUGCCACCACGGGUCCCUGGAGGUCAACCUGAAACCUUGGCAGCCCUGAAAUAUCAAAGAAUCAUCGAUGUUAAAGGUCUGGGGUUGCACCUCUGAAAAACAGGGUCUGACCUGGGCGUUCCAAACAGCAAAACAGCAACAACAGACCCCAAAUAUUUCAAAUAUUCAUAGGUACUGAGAGCCCGGCAGGGCUGAGUAGGAGGUCCAAAUUCGUGUUACGAAUUCUGCAUUUAUCCAGGGUAAAAAGGGAUUAAGGACUGGAAGAGUUGGGAUUAAAACUUUCAUCAAUUUCAGUGAAAACACAUUGAGUCCUAAUUGCAAAAAUUAUCUUGGUGGGCCCAGGCUUGUUCUAUCCAAUCCUUUCCUCCAUUCCCUCUUAUUAAAAUCCCCAAACAGCUCCAAACCAUGAAGAGGGUGAAUAUUCCCCCUGCCCUUCUCUGUACAGGCUGCUUCUAAAAUUGAUCAUCAAAUAAACUCAACAUUCUGUCUGGCAAAUAUUUCCAGAUCAAUGGGAAUUUCCAGACCACCUGCUGGAGUUUGCUACCUUAAAUCCCCUCCCUUCUUUUUAACAAAUGGGAUUUUCAACAAAAAUCUCAGUCAGAAAAGUUUCCAAUUUAAAAAAAAAAUAAAAAUUGAGUUAUUUCAUGGAAAAAAUCUGGAUUUUGUCCAUCCUUCUGUUUAAUUUUUUGCUCGGUCAGCACAGGCACAUGAAAAAAAAACCAGAUCUACCACAUCACUGAAAUCUUGGGAAAAUUCAGGGGGAAAAACGACAGUCUGGCAAUAAAAAAUAAUAACAAAUAAAUAAACAAAUAAAUUUUAAAAAGUAAAAUUUCUGGAACACUGAACAUUCCUUUCACCCUCCAGCUGUUUUUAUCAGCUCUGUCCAGUUGCCCAGAGUCCAAAUGAAAAAGAGGAAACCUCCCUAAAAAGCUGCUCCGAGCCCUUGCAGAAGAGGAACUGCCUGUGUUGAGGCAAACAUGAAAAAUCUGAGCCAAAAAAAGAUGGAAACAAAUUAAACCUAGGAAUUAUUUAGAGCGUGGAUUUUGCUCAUGCAGGGAAACCACGGGACUGGGGAUGAGCGUAGAAUUAAUUGAGGUUUUCAGAGAAAAACACCCGUAAAUAAACACCACCAGAAACACUUGGACAUGGAAAAAGGACUUUGGCGGUGGCAAAACGCCCAACAAAAAUGGAAAAGAUGAUUUUAGAGUGGAUGUGUGAGGAUUUCUGAAGGGUAACACCAAGCCUGCCCUCUUUGAGUGGCUGCUGUCCACAAUUCCCCGAGAGUUUCCCUCUUUGGGAAAAUGAAAUUGCUGCAAGAGCUGAUGACAAAUUUCAUCAUCGCUCUGGAGGAGCUGGAUUGAGCUCCUGAUUUAUCUCGGUGGAGCGUCCUCCUCUCCCUCUUUCUUUGCACGGUUUCUCCAAACCCUCCUGUAAAUUAAGGCCUCAUUUCUCCCUCCUGUACAGUUUUGGGGUUGGCUGGUUGUUUUUUGGGUUUUUGUUUUGUUUUUGGGUUUUUUUUGCUUUGUCAGUUAUAUACAGUAUGAGGUUGCUAUGCACAGAGCUUUUGUAAAGAUAGCUUUUUGGGUUUUUUGUUUACUGUUUUUAAUGGUCCUACUUAUGGAAGAAUAUCUUGUUUGUAAAAUGAAUAUGUCUACUUUGGUUUUAAACUUUAAAUUAUCCUAACAAAAAAAAAAUAAAUUUUUUGUACUGUAAAUAAGGGGGGAAUUAUCUUAAUUUCAGUGUGUUCAAUCUGCUUCUUUGCCAUCUUUAUGGGUCACUCAGGGUAACAAUAACAUUUUUUUUAAAGUAUAAAAUGUUAUGUGAGAGUUUUUAAAUCAAGAUUUGAAGAUUUGCCUGUAAAACAUCCGACCACACUCGGGAGAGCCAGGUUGAGAUUAUGCUGGGAAUGGAUUAAGAGGGUAAUUAAUGAUAUUUUCUGACCAUUCCUUAAUUACAAAUGGACAAUACCUGUGUGAGAGUUCAGUCUUUUUUGGGAGGGAAAAGGAUUCGAAGGGUAGGACAGGGGGAUGUCAUUUUUGGACACUUCCCCUUUUUGUCAUGAAUAUGCAGCUGGUCAAAGAACAAAAUCAAAAUUAAAAACCGGGACUGACUGAUCCUGGCCUUUCCCUGGACUAAAUUUGGGGCUGUUUUAGGCACCUUUGUGCAGAACUCUGAGCAAACAAUGAACUGAUGCUGCAGAGGUGAACCCCAUUGGCUCCCCAAAAUAACUUGGAUAUAUUUUCACCCUUUUGU